AUGGAAGACGAGCUGAGGUGCCCAGUGUGUCGUAGAUUCUUCACCAAACCGGUUCUGAUGCCCUGUUCUCAUUCACUAUGCGUUGCCUGUGCAUUGAGCUGCCAAGAACCAGCACAGAACCUCUUCCCACAAUCAAUGUCCUCCGCUUGUUCUGAGACAGACAGCGGCACUGUCAUCAGUGAUCGGAUAAGUCUCUUGGACUUUCCGGAGAUCGACAAGCUGAGCAUCGUCAGCGAGACAGACAGUGGUGUGGUCUGCAACAGCCGCCCCAGCAGCUACGUGGGUACGCCUAGUGUGGCUAACAUCUUUCUUCAGAGCCUUCAGAGUUGUACCUAUGGGAUCAAAUGUAUUGUCUGCGAACGUCUGGUUUUCUUGGAUGAAAACGGCGCGCUUUCCUUGCCAACAAACAGGGUUUUGGAAGCUAUAGUAGAAAUUAAAUGUGAGCGCUGCCUGAUCGACCAUCGCCCAGCAACUGCUAUGUGUGAACAAUGUGAGGUGUUUUUCUGCGACAUCUGCAGAGAACAGUGCCAUCCAUCUGAAGGCAUGUACGCCAAACACAACCUAGUAGACCCAACACAGGGGGACAUCAUUCUAAAAUACAAACGGAAAAACAGCAAAGAACACAAAUGUAACGAACAUCCUAUAGAGAGCUUGGGGAUGUUCUGUUUGUCAUGUCGACUCCCGGUAUGCUGCCAAUGCGCUCGCGAUGGCCGACACAUGACCCAUGAAGUACAGCUUCUGCCAACUAUUUGCAAGUCUCAGAAGAGUGAGCUGUCGCAGAACCUGCAAGCGCUCUCAGAGAAAGCCAAAUCAGGCACAGAGUUCAUCCAACGGUUGAAGAAAAUGGCGGACAGCGUCAGCGGCAACUGUGCCGAGUUUGAGAGAACCGUUGUUGCUCAAUGCGAUGCCUUGAUCGAUGCCAUCAAACAACGAAAGGCCGAGCUGCUAGAGAACGUGGCUGAAGAAAAGUCGAUGAAGGUUCGAACCCUAAAGGAGCAGGUCUCAGACUGUACCGCGCUACUACAGCGGACCACUGGUCUACUACAGUUUUGUAUAGAGGUGCUGAAGGAAAGUGAUGCAACUUCAUUUUUACAG
This is a messenger RNA of Candidula unifasciata, 1095 nucleotides long. NCBI's taxonomy places the organism in Eukaryota, Metazoa, Mollusca, Gastropoda, Stylommatophora, Geomitridae. The record is from the annotation of a GenBank genome assembly.